GGGGCCGGGCUGAAGAUGGGGGAGGCCCAGGCGGCCCCGGCCUGGGAGUGGGGCCGGCGGCCGCCAGGGCGAAGGGGACGCCCCGGCAGCUGCAGGCCCCGGCAGCCUCCCGGGCGCCCCCGAGAGCCGGCCCGCCCUCCCUCCGUGACAGUAGAAAUGAUGGAAGAAUUGCAUAGCCUGGACCCUCGAAGGCAGGAAUUAUUAGAGGCCAGGUUUACAGGAGUUGGUGUUAGUAAGGGGCCACUCAAUAGUGAGUCUUCCAACCAGAGCUUGUGCAGCGUGGGGUCCUUGAGUGAUAAAGAAGUAGAGACUCCUGAGAAAAAACAGAAUGACCAGCGAAACCGGAAAAGAAAAGCUGAACCAUAUGAAACUAGCCAAGGGAAAGGCACUCCUAGGGGACAUAAAAUUAGUGAUUACUUUGAGUUUGCUGGGGGAAGCGGGCCAGGAACCAGCCCUGGCAGAAGUGUUCCACCAGUUGCACGAUCCUCACCGCAACAUUCCUUAUCCAAUCCCUUACCGCGGCGAGUAGAGCAGCCUCUCUACGGCUUAGAUGGCAGUGCUGCAAAGGAGGUGUCAGAAGAGCAGUCCGCUCUGCCCACCCUGAUGUCAGUGAUGCUGGCAAAGCCUCGGCUUGACACGGAGCAGCUGGCACAGAGGGGAGCUGGCCUCUGCUUCACUUUCGUUUCAGCUCAGCAAAAUAGUCCCUCCUCUACGGGAUCUGGCAACACAGAGCAUUCCGGCAGCUCCCAAAAACAGAUCUCCAUCCAGCACAGACAGACCCAGUCUGACCUCACAAUAGAAAAAAUAUCUGCACUAGAAAACAGUAAGAAUUCUGACUUAGAAAAGAAGGAGGGAAGAAUAGAUGAUUUGUUAAGAGCCAACUGUGAUUUGAGGCGACAAAUUGACGAACAGCAAAAGAUGCUAGAGAAGUACAAAGAACGAUUAAAUCGAUGUGUGACGAUGAGCAAGAAACUCCUUAUAGAAAAGUCAAAACAAGAGAAGAUGGCAUGUAGAGAUAAGAGCAUGCAAGACCGCUUGAGAUUAGGACACUUUACCACCGUUCGACAUGGGGCCUCUUUUACUGAACAAUGGACAGAUGGUUACGCUUUCCAGAACCUUAUCAAGCAGCAGGAAAGGAUAAACUCACAAAGGGAAGAGAUAGAAAGACAACGGAAAAUGUUAGCAAAGCGGAAACCUCCUGCCAUGGGACAGGCCCCUCCAGCAACCAACGAGCAGAAACAGAGGAAAAGCAAGACCAACGGAGCUGAAAAUGAAACGUUAACAUUAGCAGAAUACCAUGAACAAGAAGAAAUCUUCAAACUCAGAUUAGGUCAUCUUAAGAAGGAAGAAGCAGAGAUCCAGGCAGAGCUGGAAAGGCUAGAAAGGGUUAGAAAUCUACAUAUCAGGGAACUAAAAAGGAUACAUAAUGAAGAUAAUUCACAAUUUAAAGAUCAUCCAACGCUAAAUGACAGAUACUUGUUGUUACAUCUUUUGGGUAGAGGGGGUUUCAGUGAAGUUUACAAGGCAUUUGAUCUAACAGAACAAAGAUAUGUAGCUGUGAAAAUUCACCAGUUAAAUAAAAACUGGAGAGAUGAGAAAAAGGAGAAUUACCACAAGCAUGCAUGUAGGGAAUACCGGAUUCACAAAGAACUGGAUCAUCCCAGGAUAGUUAAGCUGUAUGAUUACUUUUCACUGGACACUGACUCGUUUUGUACAGUAUUAGAGUACUGUGAGGGCAAUGACCUGGACUUCUACCUGAAACAGCACAAAUUAAUGUCGGAGAAAGAGGCGCGAUCCAUUAUUAUGCAGAUUGUGAAUGCUUUAAAGUACUUAAACGAAAUAAAACCUCCCAUCAUACACUAUGACCUCAAACCAGGUAAUAUUCUUUUAGUAAAUGGUACAGCAUGUGGAGAGAUAAAAAUCACAGAUUUUGGUCUUUCCAAGAUCAUGGAUGAUGAUAGCUACAAUUCCGUGGACGGCAUGGAGCUAACGUCACAGGGUGCUGGUACUUACUGGUAUUUACCACCAGAGUGUUUUGUGGUUGGGAAAGAGCCACCAAAGAUCUCAAAUAAAGUUGACGUCUGGUCAGUGGGUGUGAUCUUCUACCAGUGUCUUUAUGGAAGGAAGCCUUUUGGCCACAACCAGUCCCAGCAAGACAUUCUACAAGAAAAUACUAUUCUUAAAGCUACUGAAGUGCAGUUCCCGCCAAAGCCAGUAGUAACACCAGAAGCAAAGGCGUUUAUUCGACGAUGCUUAGCCUAUCGAAAGGAGGACCGCAUCGAUGUCCAGCAGCUGGCCUGUGACCCCUACUUGCUGCCUCACAUCCGAAAGUCGGUCUCCACGAGUAGCCCCGCUGGAGCUGCUAUCGCAUCGACCUCGGGGGCGUCCAAUAACAGUUCUUCGAAUUGAGACCCACUCCUAGGCCGCGAACUGUUCAGCACACACCAAGUGGACAAGUGGCAUUCAGCAGCGGGUUUGGGACAUAGCGAAUCCGAAUGGAUCUCAUGAAACCUGUACCAGGUGCUUUUAUUUUCUUGCUUUUUUUCCCAUCCGUAGAGCAUGACAGCAUCGAUUCUCAUUGAGGAGAAACCUUGGGCAGCUCUGGCCAGGCCUUGUAGGAAAAGGCCCCGCCCGAGGUUCCGGCGUCAACGGCCACUGCGUGUGGCUGCUCUGAGUGAGGAAAAAAUUAAAAAGAAAAACUGGUUCCAUGUACUGUGAACUUGAAAACAUGCAGACUCAGGGGGGGUCCCUGAUGCAGUGCUUCAGAUGAAGAAUGUGGACUUGAAAAUACAGACUGGGCUAGUCCAGUGUCUAUAUUUAAACUUGUUCUUUUCUUUUAAUAAAGUUUAGGUAACAUCUCCUGAAAAGCUUGUAGCACAAAGGCUCAGCUGGGGAUGGUGUUUGACUUCGGAGGAAAAAAGUUGCUAUUGCCCGUUAAAGGCACUAGAGUUAGUGUUUUAUCCCUAAAUAAUUUCAAUUUUUAAAAACAUGCAGCUUCCCUCCCCCCUUUUUUAUUUUUGAAAGAAUACAUUUGGUCAUAAAGUGAAACCCGUAUUAGCAAGUACGUGGCAACGUUCAUUCCAGUCAGAUGCAGCUUUCUCCUCCGUCUGGUCUCCCGUUUGCAGUCGCUUCCCUCGUCUCAGGAGGGAAAGCGUCGAGUGGGAGGACUGAGGUGUGUGGGGCUUUGCCGUCGGACAAAGAACGAGGUUAGAAGCCCGCAGCUUGGAGUCUCUAGGUUUUCAACUCUUUCUUCACAAUUUGAACACUUGACGGUUGUCCCUUUUAAUUUAUUUGAAGUGCUAUUUUUUUAAAUAAAGGUUCAUCUGUCCAUGCAGUCCUCUUGGAUUCUCUGAAUGUAGUAACUAUCAAAAACUGUUCCAGAGGUAGCCAGAAGAUGGGCCGGGGAGCCAGAUGCUCCAGGGAUCAGGAGGUCCUCCCCACGGUCUCUGAAUGUGCUUGCUAAAUGGUGUACCUUUCUUGUUAACCACGAUAUUAAAACUUGAUCAGCUCAUAAGCUUUCCUCUGUUAGAUCUUUUGGCAGGAAACAGCCUCCAGCCCUCUGAAUUUUGUGGGUGUGUGCUGGUGUGUGCGUCUGUGUGUGCAUGUGCGCACACGCUUUGUCUAACUCACUUUAAUAGAUUGAGCGAGUGGAGUUAAAAAAGAAUCGCAGGGAGAUAGGUAUUUUGAAGAUGAACAUUCUUUUGGAACUUUUUUUUGCCCCCCCACAACAUUUGGUUGUUUCUGAGAUGUGUGAUGAUCUGAAGACGGAGCUGAAAUGGGAGAUGCAUGGCCCCACCGUGCCCUUGAAACAGCAGAGCGCUCGACAGCAGAGAGGGGAGGAGGCCAGAGCCGGAGCAUGUGGUAGCCAGCUUGGAAUGUUACUGACAUAUGUGGCAAGAGGGCUCAGCCAGAAAUAUUUAAAGAUGCAGCAUUCAGGCAUGCGAGUUCCCUGGGCAGGGGGAGGGAAGUGGGAAAGGGUAGAGAGCUCUCGCUGACUCGAGUCUUUCUUCCGUGCAUGAAAAAUGUCACUGGUGACACUUUUGCUGGCACCUGUGUUGGUUCUGUGGCCCUGCCCUGCCCCACGCCCCUCGGUAACCAGGUGCUCUUAGGGGAAGAUGGAGUGAUCCCAGUCGGAGAGACGAUGGCGGGUAGGUACCACAUUGUGGAACUCUGAGUGGAAGGAAGGCAGCCCUGGAGCUCUUGGCGCCCCCAGCUUUCCAAGUUACCACAGAUAACAAUGUUUUUCCAGAUUUCCAUUUUAUCACAAGUGCUUAUACAAGCAUUACACAUGUGAUGUACAUGUCUGUGUAUAUGUGUGGUACCUCUUUAACCAUGACUUUCAGGCUGUUAAGCAGAGAGUCCCUGUGAGUCUCAAAGGUUGAGCGCCCGGGAAGGAUGGUACGUGCAGGUGUGAAAGAUGAUGAGUCGAGACGGACCCAGAGUAGUAGGUUGUAUUCCUUGUUUUCUCUUCUCAUUCAGAGAUCUUGCGAGGCCUUUUUUUUUUUUUUUUUUUUUUUUUGUUAAACUUUUUUCAAGGUUGAAAGAAUGCUGCAUCUUUAAACCUUCCGUCUGACUUCCUGCCUCCUCCUCCUCCCCAUGGGCUUGUGAGUGGAGCUGCGGGACUUUAUUUGUUCAUCUCCCUUCUCUGCCCUUGUCCUGAAGAAGGUAUGCCCUCUCUCCUGGCUCCCCUUGGGUCUAGGCCCUGGUUGGAGCUGACUGGGCUUGCUUGAGUCUGGGCAAGACCUUUCCACUACAUGGACUGGCCCCAGAGAACAUGCAGAAUGCUGACUUUUUCUAGAUUUUUAAGUAGCCAAUGAAAUCACUAAGUGGGGUUCUUCCAUGACAUAUUUUGUUAAUAUGGGUUUCACUUUUUCCAAGGAUAAUCCCUUAUUGCCACAAUUGAUUUACUUUAAACAAUGACAAAAAAUGUGUAUUAAUUUGUAAUUAAACCCAGCCAGACUGUUUUCGACUUUCCCAACUUGGGGGGAGCGGGGGAGGGUGGGGAGGAUAUUAAAAUAAGUUUUGAGAAGUGAAUCUCCCAGCCUCUUGAUUUUACUAGUUCUUUACUAGUUCUAGUUCUUCAGGCAGGGCUCUGAGCAUCUAGGGGGCGGGGAGGUAGGGAAAUCCUGCAGCUGACUGCGUCCCCGAGGACACUGCGGGCAUGUCAGCAACGUGUUGAUUCAUACACCUUCUGUACCUCCGAUGUGCUGAUCACUAAUGCUUGUUGGUGGGAAGACAGCAGUGAGCGGGAUAGGGAAGGCUCAGCCGUCGGCUUACAAUCCAGGGGUGACGGCUCUGGGCCCCCGGAAGGGAAGGAGUACAGGUCUUCGAUGGGAAGGAGUUGGGCUCUGACUCCUCCCUCCGAAGAUGGGCAGCUUUACAGGGAGACUUGCUCUUGGGAGCCACGUGCACCCCACUUCUCUGGCUGACCCGGGCACACCUGCUCACUGCCUUAGAGGAUUUGCCACCCUCCUUCCUCUAGUGCUAUGAGGACAGGUUUUCCUUGGCUGAGAAAUUGAGCAAGCAAAUAGCUUCUGUGUUUCUUAAUUUAGAAAAUAAUUCUCUUUAAACAUAGUCAUCUCCUAGAAUCCUAGAACUAGAAGUAAGCCUCGGGUCCAGCUCCUCACUUCUGAGAAGGCGAAGUUUACAACUAGCUCCACCCACCUUGGUGAGUUUUGCUUUCUGAGAAUCUCUGCCCCUCCGCCCUCCCACUUACUCAUCAUUCUACUUGCCCAGGCUCGCUCUGUCUGUAAUUAAAAUCAGCCCCGGGGUAAGUGGGGGAGAGACCUGGCACACACGCUAGUUGAGGUAUGGGGAGUCUCUGCUUCCUAAAAUUAGCUGUUCUGUUGUCAUUUUUUAAGGCAGAAUCACCUGGAGGUUAAGAGCCUGGGCUUCAGGAGUAGGUCUGGUUCAGAUCCUACCUCUGCAGGCUUCAGGGAUAGUUCCAUGCAUGGUUGUAAGGAGUGGAAAUAAUAGGUAUAAUAAAGUGCCUGGCACAUGAGAAGGGAGUCCAAAAGUGUGCUUUACAGAAAGAUCGCAAGAUCCAGUAAGAAGGAUUGCUGGGCCUGAGCCCCCGCCCCCACGGUUGCUGGUGGCGAUUCAGAGCCCUUCUACUGGCCAGAUGGUCAGAUCCUUUGGCCUGGGGGAGGUGAUGCGGGAGCUUUGCCCUUUGGCUUGAGAUUCCCUAUCAGCCUUUGUCCUAUGAGGUCAGCAGUCUUCUCUUACCGGAUCCACGACUGCCUCUGGCCGAAUCAGGGAGGAGCAUCUUACAGGCCAGCUUGGCUUCCAGGCCAGGGGCAUCAGCAGCACCUGGAGCCUGUUGGAAAGUCACGUUCUCAGCAACCCCUCCCCAAGUCCGCCUCCCCGGUGGCUUGAACACCGAGGGGCACAAGUUCCUAUCAGCCGCAGCAACAAGGGUGGGACACUUGGAGAGGGUGGUCUUCGGGCCUUGUCUAAAACUCACCCAGCUGGAAACAGAGAUGAGUCCGUUUUAUUUUCUGUGUUAGGGAUGAAAGUCUGUAUUAAGCUCUGGGCUGUGCUAGGCCCAGUGUCAUGCGUGUGCUCCUAUAAUUACGGGGAGCCUCAGGAGUGCACGUACGACACAUCCCUUACACCGGUGCCCUGGGACCUGACAAUGCAUUAAGGAUCAUUCACUCCUUUGGGCAGAGCUUCUUAUCCUUGCCUUUAAAAUACUCACCGGUACCUUAUUGUGAAUUAACUUAGCACGUUUUUCUUUUACCUGAAGGGUCCGGGGCUGCGGGAGUGAGCUCGGACCUGGGUCGGACCUGGGUGGGCGUGUGAACACAGCCUGGCACUCCGAAUCAGGGGUGAGGAGAGCCUGGGACUGCAGAUCUUUGGAAGGGGUGAGGAUGGAGAGAGCAGAGAGGUUGCAGGGAAAAGAGGGUUAAGGAGGAAGUGGUGAGGGACUCUGGCUGCUGUGGAGCUCUGCGGGUGGGUUGGGGGAACCUGCCAGAAGCUGGGACCUGGUGGGGGUAGGGAACACAAGAGCCCUAUUGUGCUGGGGUUGCUCCGCAGGGGCCCGAGACAGGCUGGAGUCAGCCAAAGGGUGUGUGUGUGUGUGUGGCACUGGGCAGGAGACCCCCAUGGUGUGAAGGGGUCAGAGCGCGGCCGGCUGGCUGGCUGUUCUAGAAGGAAGGGCGUGGCCGAAGAACUGGGGUAACCUCAGGCCUCGGUAGCUUCCAGGCACCUGCAGUCAUGGGGGCACAGGAUGCAGUGUCAGCAAAGAGAAGGGGCUCCUCAGCGCCUGUCCUUUGUCGGGAAGUUCAGCUGUGUUGCCUCACAGCCUUGGUGUAGACAAGGUAGGAGUAUCCCACUGAUUUUAUAGAUGAGGACACUGAGACCCAGAGAGAUUUGGUAGCUGGUAGUAGGCGGAGCAGGAUUGAAUGGGAAGGGACUACAAGCUUGAAAAUGUGAGAUGAGUCUCUGAGUGCCAGCCUUGGGCACCCUGCUGUGGGCGAGGACACGCCUUGGUUCCCUGUUGACAGCGGUGUGGCCGUAUUCUCGGGCUUUGCUCUCCCGGGCUCCCUCAUGGCUCGCCUUAGAAGUCUAGAGACCCAGCUGACGACCCAGCUGGCCUGGGCAGCGGCCUUGCCUCUGCAGUCCUGGGCCGGGACUGAACUUAGGGAGGGAAGUGGGGGGCCUGGCUUCACAGAACAUUCAUUCUUCAACUCCCCUACAAAAUCUGAUCAUGCCAUCUUCUCUAUAAACAAGGAAAUGGAAAUCCCGCCCUAUCCCAGCCCAGGCCAGCUCUGUCUUCCUGUCCCUCAGGGCCCUAAUGGACCAGGCAAGAAUGGCCGCCUCUACCUUGAGCGCCUCCAGGGCCAGAAGGGGUGGGAGAUACGGAAUUGCUUCUGGCAACUGAAAAAAGUAAAAAGGCAAGAGAGUGUUGCUAGAUGCUGUCUCCAUGUCACAGGGUUCCCUGGAGAGAGGUUUGUAGGGUAUAGAAGGUCCCCCAGCGAGGGCCUUGGCCUGUUCUAGAAGGAACCUGUUCUAGGCCAGACCGGAGCCCUUCAGCCUGGCUCUGUGCUCUGAGAGAAGGGCAAGCCACUGGGAAACAUGAAGAGGAAGGUCUUUCCCUACAAAUUAAUUCGUUACAUCUCCAGACUCUUUUCAGAGCCCCGUGCACAACGUUAACGCUAACCCUGUUCCUCAUCCCACAUUAAGUGGACGAAAGCGUAUCCAGAACAAGGUGACAGGAGAGCCCCGGGUGCGGACCGUGUUGAGGUCCUAACUGAAAACGCUGCGUGGUCAGGCCGGCCGCUCCCACCUGGAGCUGCAUUCGCCGGUUCUGUAAGCGUCACGCAGCUGAGAGCCUUCUGUUUUGAAUUUGCGGGGCUGGGUGCUGUGGGAGCUAAAAAGGUUCAUCAGACCCGGCUCCUGCUUUAAGGAAGGUUAUAAUUGAGAAGCUAAAUGUAAUAAAGCUGGGAGCUGGUAAAUUCUGUGAGAGCAGGAUGGGGUCCCUGAGGAGUUGGGAAAUGAAGCCAAGAAGGGCUUUGGAAGCUGCAGAAUUAACGAGAAUGAGAAGGGGUGGGGGUUUGCUGCACAGGGUCUUUCACACUUUCUGGGCUCUUCCUAUAGAGCAUGUCUGCCCCUCCAGCACCUCUCUCCCUACCCCCAUACUCUUCCACACCUCCAGGCUUUUGCAAAUGCUGUUCACUUGCCUUGGCCGUCUGACCAUCUUUGAAAACUCAGCUCAGGUGUCCCCUACAGCCUGCCUGUCUCUGGACUGUCACCUCUUUGUACACGUCUCCCUUAUCUCCUGCCUCGUCACAUGGGUGUGCUCACUUGGCACAAUGAGAACCAGCCCCUUGGUAAGCCUAGGGCCUGUUGAAAGAACAAGCUGUGUGGUCUGUUGAACCAUGGGGCGCAGGAGAGGAAGGGGUAAGGCUGCAGGUUAUACUCUGAUAUUUUCUGUUUAACUUCAUUUUUUAAAAUGCUGGUCACCACCCAUUAGAGCCCGAUUCCCCUUAUUGCUGUGUCACUUGAGCUCUGGAAGUUCGAGCUGUCCUCUUGCAGCUGGGGUGGAUGGUGGGCAAGCUGGAUGCAGCCACUUGGCUUCUCUUCUGGUCAGGGGCUCUAUUCCACCAGGGCCUCGGGUAGAAGGGUAGAAGGAAUGGAUCGGGGAGGUCCUUUGUCUGCAAAGCUACCUCCCACCUGUUUUGCCUCCAGGCCAGAAUCAGUGAGAGCCACAGAAGACUGUAGGCCCGUCUUGUUUUGGAGGGUCACGUACUGAGACUAGA
Messenger RNA from Lutra lutra (Eurasian river otter), 9260 nucleotides. It is a transcript of the gene TLK2, whose product is annotated as tousled like kinase 2. Gene Ontology annotation, cellular component: nucleus. The transcript is spliced from 22 exons. NCBI's taxonomy places the organism in Eukaryota, Metazoa, Chordata, Mammalia, Carnivora, Mustelidae. Bases 16 to 2409 code for a protein of 797 amino acids. Gene Ontology annotation, molecular function: ATP binding; protein serine/threonine kinase activity. Gene Ontology annotation, biological process: intracellular signal transduction; chromosome segregation; peptidyl-serine phosphorylation. The record is from RefSeq and is a predicted model, not a curated record.